Messenger RNA from Lobosporangium transversale, 1340 nucleotides. RefSeq lists its product as hypothetical. The transcript has a single exon. The coding region runs from base 33 to 1172 and encodes 379 amino acids. NCBI's taxonomy places the organism in Eukaryota, Fungi, Mortierellomycota, Mortierellomycetes, Mortierellales, Mortierellaceae. Gene Ontology annotation, molecular function: GTPase activator activity; small GTPase binding. The record is from RefSeq and is a predicted model, not a curated record. Gene Ontology annotation, cellular component: cytosol; nucleus; perinuclear region of cytoplasm. Gene Ontology annotation, biological process: nucleocytoplasmic transport; activation of GTPase activity.
CUAUGAUGGACUGAAAGGAUCAGAUUUCCAAAAUGUGUGGACAUCCCUUCGAACCAAUGAUGAAGACAGGCAAUUUGGGAACUUGUACAGGAUCAAUGAGCGAAACAGGGCGUGCCAAAUGGGUUUGUCUCGACUGCUGUCGUUCGAUAUAUAAAGAAAAAGAGCAGCUAGCACUCGAAAAUGCCGUGAGGAUGAACGAGGGUGAGUACGACUCAUACCUUGGUAAAGUAACUAUCACAUUGGGGUCCAGAGAGAGAGCUAAAGGGCUCUUCGAUGCACUAAGCAGGUCAAUACGAGUUUACGAGUUGGAUAUCACAUUUGACUGGGAUUGGACGGAGAUUGAUCUUGAAGCAUUUAAGGAUGCUUUGGAGGUGUCGAGUGUAUCGAAUCUUCGACUCGAACUUGCACGGGCUCAAAGGAAUGCCGGUAUAAAAGAUUCUUCAAUAUCCGCACGAUAUGAAUGGCUUAUUUGCAUCAUAGAGCUCAGUAAUAUGAAAACAAUCCAUAUUACUCUAUCUCAGGAUCUCAUGAAACUUCUCAGUUUACGACCCGCAAAACUGGCGCAUCUUCAUAAGCUAACCUUUGGGGUGAAGGCUCGAUCGAUUGGAGCCAGCGAAUUACAAGGUCUUGUCAGUUUGCUCAAGGCUAAUACAGCUUUGACUAACUUGAGUUUGGAGAACAGCUCAAUUGGAAAGGAAGGAGCUGUGGCACUGUCAGAGGCACUCAAGACUAACACUACUUUGACCUCUUUGAACUUGUGGCUCAACUUCAUUGGGGAUAAAGGAGCUCUGGCACUGUCAGAAGCGCUCAAAGUUAACACUAGUUUGAUAACUUUGGACUUGAGUUACAACUCAAUUAGGGAUGGAGGAGCUCUGGCGUUGUCAGAGGCACUCAAGGUUAAUACUAGUUUGAUGACUAUGAACUUGAGCGGCAACUCAAUUGGGAAUGAGGGAGCCCUGGCACUGUCAGAGGCGCUUAAGGCCAAUGCAACUAUGACGACUUUGGACUUGUAUAACAACACAAUUGGAAAGGAAGGAACCUUGGCUCUGUCAAAGGCACUCAAGGUCAAUGCAACUUUGAUGACUUUGAACUUGGAUGCCAACGCAGUUGGGGAUGAAGCAGCUCUGGCAAUUUCAGAGGCACUCAAGACAAACGCAGUUUUAGCCAAAUAAGUAAGACAGCCUUAAGCGUCAAAGAAGGGACACUGAUGCUGUUAGCCACAAUCUGGACUGACUAACUGACUUUGGAUCGUUUUUUGGGAUACUUGACUGAUUUGAUGGUUGAAAGAGCUCUGGGAGUAGUUAAAGAAAAUAGUUUGGUUUAAAUAAAAAGCAAGCUUG